Molecule: messenger RNA, 1341 nt
Organism: Penicillium psychrosexuale
Lineage: Eukaryota; Fungi; Ascomycota; Eurotiomycetes; Eurotiales; Aspergillaceae
Product: BUD22 family protein
Exons: 2
Coding region: 1-1341 (446 amino acids)
Biological process (GO): maturation of SSU-rRNA
Cellular component (GO): 90S preribosome; nucleus
Source: RefSeq, a predicted model, not a curated record
AUGCCCAAACGCAAGCUCGAUGAAGUUAGCGGCCCCGCGCGGUCGAGCGACACUCGCAAAAUGUCCAUCCACGGCACCCGGUUGACGCAAAUGUUUGAGAACGGCGUAUUAAUGAUAAUGCGUGGUCUCAAGACAUCGCGCGGCUUUGAGCGACAAAAGCUCAGUCGGCGAGAGAAGACAGCCAAGGCGCAAAAGGACGAUAAGGCGUUGGCGCGACUAAAGGAAGAAAUCGAGACUUUGAAGGGUCUCGAUUACCAUGUCACAUCGGAGCGAUACCUGUUCAAACAACUUAUCAGGACGAAGCGGAUUGCAGAGACGCGGACAUUCGGGGAGUUCCAGGCAGUCAAGAAGGUCUCCCAGGAGGGACCAAAGAGUACCGCCGAAGCGAAUAUCCUGGCGCGACUGUUCAAAUCCACUCCUGUGCAGAAGGAAAUGCCUGGAAUCAUGGCCGGCAUCCGGAAACUACUGAGAGUCGACGAGCUGCCGACUAGCAAGGCGAAAAAAGAGGACAACAAAGAGGAUGUGCCGGCAAAGAAGCCACGAAAGGAACACAGCGGAUCCGAGUCUGAAUCAGAGGCAGUGACGACAAAACCUAGGCGUGGCGAGCAGGUCUCCCGCCCGGCUCACGACAUGGACAUCUCCGGCUCAGACGAAUGUGGAGACGAGGACCUCUCACAAUUCAACUCACGACUUGGACCUGGCUCAGACUCCGAAGCUGACUCGGAAUCCGGCGACGAGGAAGACCUCGGCGCAGACGAUAUCUCCGGCUCUAUCUCCCGUUCUCCCUCACCCUCAUUCUCCGCCGGGGACUCCCCGCCACCUAAGAAAGCAAAGGCAACGAAGGGCUCUGCUGCAGCAGUGAAAACCACGACAUUCCUACCAUCUUUAAUGAACGGCGGUUACUGGUCUGGUUCGGAAGAAGCCACCGAUGAGGAAAAUUCCGGUGCGAAGCCUGUCCGUAAGAACCGCAUGGGUCAGCAGGCGCGUCGGGCUUUGUGGGAGAAGAAGUACGGAGUCAGUGCAAACCAUGUCAAGCAGGAGCAGCUGGCUGCGAAGUAUGGUGGCAGAGAUAAUGGAUGGGAUACGAAGCGCGGUGCAACUGACGAAGGGAAAGGUGGGAGAGGAGGGAGAGGGGGCAGACGUGGUGGUUUCGGUGGUGGUUCUGGACGGCCUCAGAACAGAGAUGGCCCUGAUGGUCCUCACUCUGGGCAGCAUUCUAGUGGUAAGCCUAAAGGUCCGCCUAAGGAUGAGGGUCCAUUGCACCCCUCUUGGGAGGCAAAGCGGAAGGCCAAGGAGCAGGCACCAGCUGUUUUCGCAGGAAAGAAGGUUACGUUCGAUUAG